GAGCUCACUUUCGAUCCCUCCGCACGACAAGAAUACCUCUCAGGAUUCAGCAAGCGCAAGACAGCGAGGAAAGAGCAUGCGCGCGAGCAAGCAAUAAAGCGAGACAAGGAGGAGAAAGUCAAGGAAAGAGCACAGCUUCGAGAACAACGCAAAGAAGAUCUACAACAGCACGUCGAGGCCGUGAAUGCUGUACUACGAGAGCAAAAUGCUCUAGCCAAUGGAGACUCCGACGGAGACGAGGACGACACCUUCGACGGCUUCUCCGAACCCAAAGCACCCGUGGUAGACGAAUCCGAAGCUGAAUACACAGACGAGGAGAAGUACACUACAGUCACAGUCUCAGCAAUGGAAGCAGGAAACGCAUCAGACUCGUCGUUAGAAGAGGAGGACGCUGCGAAAGCGGCAGCAGCAAAGCCGUGGAAGGGCAAGGAUGGGAAGGUGAUUGAGCGGCCGACUCAGAAAAAGAAGAAAUUCAGGUAUGAGAGUAAGGCGGAAAGAUCGAUGACGAGGAUGAAGCAGAAGUCGAAGAAUAGCGCUCAG
This is a messenger RNA of Zymoseptoria tritici IPO323, 540 nucleotides long. RefSeq lists its product as uncharacterized. Gene Ontology annotation, molecular function: RNA binding. The transcript has 3 exons. Gene Ontology annotation, cellular component: nucleolus. The record is from RefSeq and is a predicted model, not a curated record. The annotation marks the transcript as partial. Lineage: Eukaryota; Fungi; Ascomycota; Dothideomycetes; Mycosphaerellales; Mycosphaerellaceae.